AUGGCGCCUACAUUCCCCAAUCUAACCAUUGACUCACCGCCCUCGGCUCCGGGCGUCCACAUCAUUACCAUGAACAAGCCGCCUGAGAACCGGCUGAACCAGGCGUACGCGCAAACCAUCAUCUCAGCGCUGCGGUACAUCGAGAGGGAUCUGAUGAAGCCCGACUCGCCCGGAGCGGUCAUCAUCUCGUCCUUCUCGGACAAGUUCUGGUGCACGGGUCUCGAGCUGGACGAAUCCGACACCAACAUCUUCGCCAACGCCGACGGCUUCUACCCUCUGCUAGCCACCUUGGUGGAUUAUCCCUACCCGACCGUCGCGCUGAUCACGGGACACACCUUUGGUGGCGCGUGUCCGUUCAUGCUGUCCUGCGACUACCGGAUCAUGAACAGCAAGCGCGGCUUCAUCAGCAUGCCCCCGGUGAACUUGGGCCUGCAUUUCGACGGCAUCGGGGCUCUGCCUCGGCUCAAGCUUGUGCCGAAGAUCGCGAGGAAAAUGCUGCUCGAGGCCCACAAGUGGACCGGCGAAGCGGCGCUGAAGGACGGCAUUGUGGACGAGAUCUGUGAGCCGGAUAAGAUGAGGGAGAGGGCGGUCGAGUUUGCAAAGACCAUCGCGCCCAGAGCGACCAUGGGCGUCUAUGGCUUGUUGAGGGCGGAACUCUGGGGCGAGGCGCUGGACAAGUUCAAGGCGAUCAGCUAUGUGCAUAGGAAGAGGGUCGGCACAGCCGCAAAGGCUAAGAUCUAG
Molecule: messenger RNA, 741 nt
Organism: Cladophialophora psammophila CBS 110553
Lineage: Eukaryota; Fungi; Ascomycota; Eurotiomycetes; Chaetothyriales; Herpotrichiellaceae
Exons: 1
Coding region: 1-741 (246 amino acids)
Biological process (GO): fatty acid beta-oxidation
Cellular component (GO): peroxisome
Molecular function (GO): enoyl-CoA hydratase activity; delta(3)-delta(2)-enoyl-CoA isomerase activity
Source: RefSeq, a predicted model, not a curated record